This is a messenger RNA of Trichoderma atroviride IMI 206040, 1338 nucleotides long. The record is from RefSeq and is a predicted model, not a curated record. Lineage: Eukaryota; Fungi; Ascomycota; Sordariomycetes; Hypocreales; Hypocreaceae.
GUCCGGAACUUGUCGGCCAAUACGACAGAAGAUGCCCUGCGGCUCAUGCUCGUCUUUUCAAACGAGCUGAUCAGCGUCGAACUCUUGGCUAACAAUUCCGACGACCUGCGCUAUCGCUCUGCUGUGCUGUAUUUCCAAUCCAUGAACGGCGCGCUUGAAGCCCAAACCAACCUCAACGGCCGCGUCAACAUGAACAACAGCGGCAGCAUGCUGGUUGAUGUCUUGGGCACGUCUACCUAUUCGUCGCCUAACAGGAUGACGCCUAACCCCGUUCCCUUGGCCAGCCCAAGUGCCGCGUCCAAUGUUGACCCUUUUACCACGGCGGUUACUCGUCCUCAGCCAAGCAUUGGCAAUGGGUUCCCAUCCCACGAUGCAAUGUCGCCGACAAUGAGGGGCCGUUUCUUCGGUAGCGUUGCUCCCCAUCAGGACCUGGCCGCCCCAGAUACCGAGGCUAGCAACCACUACAAGAACUUGUUCAAUCCCCAGUCGCCCAUUGGAAACCACCUUGCUAACGAGCUGCCCGGCCGACUGGGCAAAUACAUGAUCAACAACGAGCUCGGCGAUGAUGAUGAUAGCGAACUUCUCAGAGAUCCCAUUGCCUAUGCGGAAAACGGCACCCCGGCCCAACGCAGAGCUACUGCUCCCAACAUUCCCACCAGCCAAAUGGCGAGCCUUUCCAUCAACACGAGCGCUCCGCCGCCGUUGCCAUCGUACAUUCCAACCCUGACUUCUCCGUCGCGAUCACAGGCGCAACAGCAUCAGCAAGACAGGUCCCCUAGGCAACAUCUGUCAAAGCCCCAGCAACAAGACAGGCAGCAGCAACAGUCGAACCAACAAGUGCCAUACGGAAGAUCCAACUUUCCUCCCGUCAACCCCGCGGACCAGAAUCCUCCCUGCAACACGCUUUACGUUGGCAACCUGCCUGUCGAUACGGCCGAGGAGGAGCUCAAGGCAAUGUUUUGCAAGCAGCGAGGCUACAAGAGGCUUUGCUUUCGUACCAAAGCGAACGGGCCCAUGUGUUUUGUCGAGUUUGAAGACAUUUCGUUGGCUACACGGGCACUAAACGAAAUGUACGGAGCGUUGCUGCACAACAGCACCAAGGGUGGCAUCCGCCUGAGCUUCUCCAAGAACCCGCUUGGCGUUCGUUCUGGCCAGCCUCCUUCGCAGGUCCCUCAGACAACCAUGCCUCCCAUGAACGGAGCGGCCCCGUCCAACUUGUCCAACGCCUUCGCUGCGGCCAGUGGCCCUCCUCCAGGUCUGUCUGUACCACCGGGACUUGGUUCACGAGGGGCUGGCUACGGCAGCGCCGGCAACGGCAACGGCAACGGCAACGGCCAC